Messenger RNA from Lampris incognitus (smalleye Pacific opah), 3219 nucleotides. Its product is annotated as GDP-Man:Man(3)GlcNAc(2)-PP-Dol alpha-1,2-mannosyltransferase-like. Gene Ontology annotation, cellular component: endoplasmic reticulum membrane. The record is from RefSeq and is a predicted model, not a curated record. The coding region runs from base 24 to 1604 and encodes 526 amino acids. Gene Ontology annotation, molecular function: GDP-Man:Man(3)GlcNAc(2)-PP-Dol alpha-1,2-mannosyltransferase activity. Lineage: Eukaryota; Metazoa; Chordata; Actinopteri; Lampriformes; Lampridae. Gene Ontology annotation, biological process: protein N-linked glycosylation. The transcript is spliced from 6 exons.
GUCGUAGGUAAAGUGUUGUCAAAAUGGUUGGACACGAUCAUCACCACCAUCACUUAUCUAUGUGUUUCUGUGACUUCAUAAGGUUGCUCUGGUCCCUGGUUCUGCCAUGCGUGUAUUUGAGCUUGUUCUUGACUUUGCUCCUGGUCCUGGUAGUUUUCGGGGUCCGAAUGUGGCUCCAGGGCCGGCGGAAAGCCCGCCUGGCACAGGACAGCUCCCCCACCGUGGCCUUCUUCCACCCAUACUGCAACGCUGGUGGGGGUGGAGAGAGAGUGCUGUGGUGCGCCCUGCGAGUGCUGCAGAACAGAUACCCCAAUGUCAAUUUUGUGGUAUACACUGGUGACCAGGGAGUGAGAGGGGAGCAGAUUCUGGACGGGGCACGGCAGCGCUUCAACAUCUUGCUGCCCCGGCUGGUCACCUUUGUCUUCCUCCGUCACCGUGUGCUGGUGGAGGCCAGCUCCUACCCCCACUUCACACUACUGGGUCAGAGCAUGGGUUCCAUGUUUCUAGGCUGGGAGGCAUUGACGUCCUUUGUCCCAGAUCUCUAUGUGGACUCCAUGGGCUAUGCCUUCACUCUGCCUGUAUUUCGUUAUCUGGGAGCCUGUAAGGUGGCCAGCUACGUCCACUACCCCACCGUGAGCACCGACAUGCUGACUGUGGUCAGAGAGAGGAACCCCAGGUUCAACAAUGCUGACUUCAUCUCCAGUAACCCUUUGCUGAGCGUGGCCAAGGUCCUGUAUUACUGCUGCUUCGCCCUGUUGUAUGGCCUGGCUGGCUCCUGCAGUGACAUCAUCAUGGUGAACUCCACCUGGACUCUGGGCCAUAUCCUGGCCUUGUGGCGCGCCCCGAGUCGCACCAGUGUGGUCUACCCGCCCUGCGAUGUCAGGGCCUUUCUGGAUGUCCCACUGGACGAGGGCGAGGAUGAGGACUGGACGGACGACGGCUGGGAGAAGCUCGGACAGGAACUUGGAAGUGGAGAGGAAAGAGAGGGAGGCGAGGAGAGGAAGUGCCACUCGAUCGUGUCGGUGGGGCAGUUCCGGCCAGAGAAGGACCACAGACUGCAGAUCCGGGCUUUCCGCAACCUGCUUGACAGGAAAGGGGAGGGGCCUGCAGGGUGGGAAUCACUGAUGCUGGUGCUGAUCGGUGGGUGCAGGAAUCAGGAGGAUGAGGAGAGGGUGCAGAUGCUGCGGGGGCUGUGCCAGGAGCUGGGCGUGGCUGACAGGGUGAAGUUCAAACUUAAUUUGCCCUUCGAGGAGUUGAAGAGGGAGCUGGUGGAUGCCACCAUUGGCCUACACACCAUGUGGAAUGAACACUUUGGCAUCGGUGUAGUGGAGUGCAUGGCCGCAGGCACCAUCAUUCUGGCCCACAAGUCUGGUGGUCCUAAGCUGGAUAUCGUGGUGCCAUAUGAGGGUGGGCAGACUGGUUUCCUGGCCGACAGUGAGGACAGCUAUGCCGCAGCCAUGGAGACAAUCCUGGCGCUGCCACCCGCAGCACGGCUGGAGAUCCGACGGAACGCCCGGCGCUCCGUGGAUCGUUUCUCCGACCAGGAGUUUGAAGCCUGUUUCUUGGAUGCCAUGGAGCCUCUGAUGAGGAAGCUGGAGCGAUGAUCAAAGAGACACAAGGCUUAACUCUUCUUUUUUUUUUGGUUGUCUUUUUAAGCUAGCAGCACUAAAACAGAUUUGUCAGGAACAUGACAGAUGUGGCUCUUGCUGUUGCUGAGCUGCUGUUAAAAAGCCCAUUUGAAGCGUCCCGUACAUUUGCUUAAGAUGAUGAAUUAUUUUAAAACUCUCUAGUGCUUUGCUCUUCUCUGGGCAGUGAAAUAAAAUCUACUAUGCUAACAAUAGUGUUGGGAACAUACAGCUUCGCUUCUCGUUCGUUGAGGAAAAAUAUGAAAGCUUGCGCUGUGAACAGAACGUCCUUAAGGAUAAUAAUCCUAAAGCUUGCUUUUUCUUCUUCAGUUACAAUCAAUAAACAAAUACCGGGAAUUUUUAAGUGACUGGGCAGUUGUAUGUCAAAUCAGAUAGCGCGACCCAAAGUUGUAUUUGAUGCUUGUGAACAUUCAACAGGUGCUCGUGUAGCCGUCACUUUGAUGAUUGGGGCUGUGAAGCAACGGGGACCCCUGUGGUCUGUACAGUACUGUAGCAUUGAAGACUUUGAAGCAUUUUCAACCAUCUGCUACAAAACCAAAUCCACAAUCAGAAAUUUAGUUUUUUUUUUUUCCAUUAGGAUUUUUCCGACAUGAAGGAUUUUCUUUUUUUGGGGUGGUGGUGGUCCAUAUCUGUUUGUUCAACAUAUUUAUUCCAUAUUUAAAUUUUCAAGGUAAGCACUUGAAAGCAUAUUGAGGUAGAGCAACAAGUUUGACCAACCACCAGUUUGUAGUUACUGUGUUCUUUCACAUCAUCCAUCGCUGCUUUUUGAUAGGGGGUCAUAGAAAUGAGACCAAAUGUGUAAAAAUAAAAUAAUCUAUUUUGGAGGAGGUACUCAUGAUAUUUAUAGAAUUGUCAUUUAAAAAAAAAAUAAUUCGACUUCGUUUCACAGUGUAUUAAAGCUAAAUUUUUCCUUAUUUAACAACACAGGAUAACUGAAGUUGCCACAUUCUCCUUCUUAUAGCUUAAGCAUACUGCCAGCCUAAGGCAAGAUGUUAGGAAAGUAUAGUGACACUGAUAACAUGAGAUGAGUAUAACAGUAUUGUGAUAUCCUUAAAAAUGGACUUUCUUUUCACAAUCUGUUCUUUCUGCACACUGGUUAAGAAUCACAAUCAGGACAAAAGUUGUAUCAAACCUACACUGAUGCUGAUAGGAAGAAGUGUACAAAAACAAAUUAUUUGCAUGCAGCCUGGGAAGCCGUUAGUUAAAUUUUACUACCCCCCCACCCCCACCCCAUUUAGCUUCGAAGUAUGUCUGCCAGUUACUUUGGCAGGUAACCAACCAUAAUUUAAAGUUCCUUUUUGCAUUCCAAAAAUCUAAGUGGCAAAUUUGAUGGAGGAAUAUGGGGUUUUUCCAGACAGUAUGAACAAAUGAAUCCUUCACUGCUCCCGUGUACAGCAGUGUAUUUACAGAUGGGGGCAUCACUAAAGUUGAGCUAUACAAUAAAGAGUCCAGGAAUAAGAAAUAGAAAAAAACAUUCCAAUUACUACAGUGUGUUACUUAAUGAAAACCAUUAACAAUUUCUGUCUUACUAUGGUCCAGUUCAAUCACAAUAAAGAAUUUCAUAUUAUAAACA